AUGGCACUCUUUGUGUGUGAAUCUGAGGAUGAGCUGAAAGAUUCUGUCCAGGAAGAGGAAUAUAUUUGUCUGCCAACUCACGAAAGCGCAGAACAAGAGGAUGAAGAAGAAGAAGAAGAUCAUGAAGAGGGAGAAGAAGAACUUGUCUUUUUCUCCGAUCCUGGACUGUACAAACAGGAGGAAAGAGAAGAAAUGGAUGAAGAGCAGCAGGUUAUAUGUGAAGUGUUGUGUGCUGACAGAGUGGGCCAGAUGACAAAGACCUACAACGACAUUGAUGCCGUCACUCGACUGCUGGAAGAGAAAGAACGUGACUUGGAGUUAGCGGCACGCAUCGGACAGUCACUGCUGAAGAAAAACAAAGUUCUCAGCGACAGGAAUGAGUAUCUGGAGGAGCAAGUGGAGCACAUACGAGAGGAGGUAUCCCAGCUGCGCCAUGACCUGUCCAUGAAGGACGAGCUGUUGCAGUUCUACACCCAUGCAGCCGAGGAAAGCGAGGGGGAGUCCAGCAGCUCCACGCCCGUGCGUCCCAGUGAAGCCAACGUGUCAGCUCCAGCUGUUUUCCCCCUGGACUCCUUACAGAAGAAACUUCAGGAUUUGGAAGAUGAAAACAAAUCACUACGCUCUGCGGCAAAUCGCUUGGAGACAGAAACUAUCUGCUAUGAGGAAAAAGAGCAGCAGCUGGUCAACGACUGUGUCAAAGAAUUGCGUGAUGCCAACCUGCAGGUUUCCUCUCUGGCUGAAGAGCUUGCCAGAAAGACGGAGGACGCCUCCAGGCAGCAGGAGGAGAUCACGCACCUCCUCUCCCAGAUAGUGGACUUGCAGAAAAAGGCCAAAGUUUAUGCGGUGGAGAAUGAGGAGCUGACGCAGCACCUGGGAGCUGCCAAAGAUGCCCAGCGCCAGCUCACUGCUGAGCUGUGCGAGCUGCAGGACAAGUAUGCAGAGUGUAUGGAAAUGCUGCACGAAGCUCAGGAGGAGCUGAAGAACUUGAGGAAUAAAACUCUGCCGCUCAGCACCUCCAGGCGUUUCCACUCCCUGGGCCUGUUCCCCAUGGACUCUCUGGCCGCAGAGAUCGAGGGCACCAUGAGGAAGGAGCUUCAGAUGGAUGAUCCAGAUGUAGAGGAGCAGAGGCUCCACCCGAAGCGAGUGUUCCAGACGGUCAAAAAUCUCAACUUGAUGCGUCAGCAGCGCUCCUCCGCGGCCCCGUCCCCCCUCAACAUCCCGGGCUCCAACCAGACCUCCUGCUUCACCUCAGGGCGCUCCAGCAGGGUGGGCACGCCCCGCUCCAACUCCAUUUACGGCAGCGAGACAGGAAUCGGGAUCAUCCUGGACAACAGGACAGGCAGUAUCCUGGAGGAUCCCGACGAUGGGUCACAGGAUUCUAACAAGCGCCCCCCCGGUACACCGGGGACCCCGGGCAGCAGGGACCUGGAGGCAGCCCUGCGCCGCCUGUCCCUCCGCCGUGACAACUACCUCUCAGAGAAGCGCUUCUUUGAGGAAGAGAGGGAGCGAAAACUGGCCUACCUCGCAAAAGAGGAUGAAAAAGAAGACGGGCAGGGGAGCGGAGGCCCAGGGACCCCGACGGAGAGCCUGUUGUCGCUGUGCUCGCAUCCCUCCCUCGGAAGUGCUUGGUCGGGUUAUUCAUUCACACCGAGGUCCUACCUGCCGGACAAGCUGCAGAUUGUAAAGCCGCUGGAAGGUGAUUAUCCUUUUCAGAGCCACAAGUCCACUGAUCAAGAAAAACAAACCCAUAACCUGAGUAACAGCAAAGAACCCCAUCUAAACCAGAAUGUUGGCGAGAUUUCCAUAAUCAUUCAAAGUAGUCCUCAGAGUUACACCCAAAUUUACCAAACCCAAAGCCCAGCCAAUCCGCACCAGAACCAGUAUUUACUUUUGCAAAGGCAGAAUCAGUCCAAAGUCUUUCUGAGCUCCUCGCUGGAUGUUGACAGGAUGCGGAGGAGCUCCAGUUUGUUGGAGGCUCAAAGCCUGUCGAGCUCUCCGAAUCCUCUCCGAGCGCCUCUGGCUGUGGUCGCAGGCCUUCUGCAGGUGCUGGAACAACAGGAAGGCAGCUCGGCUACCCUCCAUGCGUGGCAGCAGCUGGCUCAGCCCCACAUGGGCGCCCUGCUGGAUCACCGGCCCGGCGUGGUUACGAAGGGCUUCCGCUCGCUACUGCAGGAGCAGGAGCAGGAGCAGGAGCAGGAGGACGGAUGGCAGAUGGAUCAACCCGAAGAAGAUGAAUUGUCGUGUGACUCCUUCGUAUGCUUGUCGGAAGAGAGCGCCGCUCCAUUGGGUCCUCCUUGCUCUACCUCCACCCCUUCUGUCUGCCGCAACAGAGAGGGCGAUCGCAACAGCCAAUCAGAGGGACUGCACGAAGCACCCUCUGGAGCCAAAGAGGCAGCUCAAGGAAAAGACGGACAUUUAGCAAGCCUGCCCUCUCCCCUCUCCCGAUGUUCCCCUUCCCUUUGUCUCCCCUCUCCUUCUGAGAUGAACGGUCAUGUGGACCUCAAGGAGCUCCAAGCCCUGCAGGCCUCCACUAUGGACCACAUGCCUGUUAAUUUCCCAGGGAAGUGUAUGUCCAGUACUAGCUCCACAUACACCUUCACCACCUGCAGGAUCCUGCAUCCCUCUGACCAGCUGACGUCUGUGUCCCCCAGCCCGGCCAUGGCGGCCUGUCAGAGCAGCAGUAGUGUCGGCACCCCUGCCCACGUUCCCUCCCCUGUCCCCUUCUCGGCCCCGCCCACCCCCUCCUACACCCCCUGCUGCACGCCGCGCCGCCUCUCCCUCUCCCACUCUUUAGCCGAGUCCUCCACCAACCUGAGGGACUCCACCAAGACCACCAGCACCUCUCUUGGCCUGGUUCGGCUCCUCCAGGACCACGGGAUUUCCUCCUCAGUGUACAACCCGCGCAGCUGGGACCGAGCCUUGGGCUCCGGCGGAGCUUCGGAGGCCCCCGGGGGAGCUCAGGGCCAGAGGUGCACGGCCAGACCAGAGGAGCGAGAGGUCAGACAGUAUGCGAAAAGGCCGGACACACUCCUCCUCCUCCAGCCCUCCACUCCACCCAGCUCGCCUCACUCCAGGUCCGCCUCCCCCACCGAGAUGUGUCCCAUGUUUCAGUUCAGCCCCCCUAGCGAUAACCCCCCGUACUACGAUGCCUUCCUCGCCUCCAAACCGGCUCGCACCAUCCUAAGGGAGGUGCUCAGUGAUUUGGAAAAAGAGCAGGGUGGCCCGACUGACUCCGAGAGCCAAACGGAGAUGAGCAACCUCAGACUUGUGGACAAACUGAAACGUUUCCGCACACUCUCCCCUCUCUCCGCCUCGCUUUCCUCCGGGACUGCCCUGCUGGCCCCCUUUGGCUCGGCCGGACUGGGGAGCAGCGCCCUGGGUGGCGGUCUGCCGGGUCUGAACGCAGGGCUGAGGAGGAACCGCAGCUACCCCGCCAUGGUGGGGGCCAGCAUGGCCAUGAAAGAUCCGGGAGGUCCGGCCUGUGCACUCAUCCCACACCCAGGCCAAACCUCACAAACGGAACACACACACCACACCCGGGACAGAACACACCCACCGCUGACCGCUGAGGAGCGCCACACCUGCCCAGCGGGCGAUUUCCAGGAUUCCACAACACAACCGACACGGGCAGUGAGAGAGCGGCGCAGACAACACACACGCUCACACAUUCAGUAG
Messenger RNA from Menidia menidia (Atlantic silverside), 3675 nucleotides. The record is from the annotation of a GenBank genome assembly. NCBI's taxonomy places the organism in Eukaryota, Metazoa, Chordata, Actinopteri, Atheriniformes, Atherinopsidae.